GCUGCCGGCGUCCUGGUUACCAUAGUAACCGCGCGGCAUGGCGGACAAGAGGUUCAGCGGAGCGCCCUUCGGCAGCCAGAGUGCCAGAUUUGAUGUAUCGGCAAUUCACCCUGAUAAUAAAAAACCUGGUACAUACACAGAAGUACCCUACUGCCGAAAGGCAACGUCAGAGGAAGUUAGGCGACUGGGACCAGGAACAUAUGAAGCUGCUCCAGGUGAUUUCAGCCCGUUGGUCCUUCAGAGAAAGGCUGCAGGACCGGGCUGGAAGAGAGAAGAAGAAACGAAAAGGCUCUCACAAAUGCCACACUUUUUGUUCAAGGAAACACUGGAGAGGAACCAUUUGCUGAGGCAGAGCUUGGGUCCUGGACGCUACAACAUGAAGUCUUUUGUGGAAAUCCUGGAGGAGAAGCCUGCUAGUGAACUGGGAGUGUGUAGCACUAGAGAAACUCGAUUCAAGGAGGAUCAGAAGAUUUGCAAUCCUGGACCCGGCACUUAUGGGAAUCCAUACAAAUUGACCGAGGAGAGAGCCGCCAAGUCAGCCAGCAGCAAGGGCCUCAUGGAAAAUGAAAAAACUAUUAAUCGGUUACCCCAAUCUGCGGGCUCUGGCUUGGGACCAGGUACAUACAAUGUGAAAAACUUUGUUGCUGAAAGUUUGAAACAUAGAGCUGGCAAAAGGGGACUUUAUGACCUUUCCAUUUCAUCCAGAGAUCAACUCAUAUAUGGACAUUUUGGGUCACAACAUUCCCUGAAACUAAAAGAAUAUGAACCUGGACAGUAUCCAAAAACGUCUUUUACUGAAGAACUGGGAAGUGGAUACAAAAAGAAACACGGAACAUUUGGGAAAAUUGCACAAUAUCCAGAAGUCCCAACAGAGAGGAUGUGCCGCAGCACGCUUGCCCACUGCCCUCGUCCAUCAAAAUCGCCUGGUCCUGGAUUCUAUGACGUCAAACCAUCUUUUACUCCAAGGCCAGAAACUGGAGUUCCUUUCUUGUGUUCUGCUAAACGAUUUGAGAGAAAAUCUUGCAGCUUGCUUUCUGGAAAUAUGAAUCCAGUUGGCGUUGGUCGCUAUGACAUCACCAAAGAACUCCACGGGAAAACAGCAACUUGUUUUAGGGCGCCAUUUUUAUCUAAAUCAGGGCGCUCUUUCGGAAACCCUACAAGAUACAAAUUUUUAGAGGAGCGCAUGCAGCCAAAGAACAUACAUACAGCAACUGUGAGAUCUCCACACAUUUCACUCAUCACUGCUUGAAACUCAUUAGUACAGCAGAUCACAGGCUUAAAGAAAGCCUACAAACUAAUUUCCAAAACUUGGCGAUUUUAACAAUUGACGUGUGCGCGUGGGGGUGAUGAUUCAAUCAAAAAUAAAUCAUGUUUUCAUGGCUUUUGUGAACUGAAAUAAUAUCGAUUUCAAGAAAAAGACUUAACUUCAAAGUAUGUUAUAAUUAAUUUAUUCUUUACAAAUUUUUAAAAGGACCAAAUUGUAUGUUCACCAGGGGACAGUUCAGUUACAAAAUGAAGACUGACAUGUACUUUUAUUUAUGCUUCUUUUAUAGUGAUAUACAAUAAUGCCAGAUUUCCUUGUAGAAACAAGUAUCAAAAAUGAUGUUCAAACUUCCUGUACCUCCUCAGGCCCAUCUACAUUUGUUGUUAUUUAAAUGUCCCCCUUCAGUUCCUACUUCUCUCCAUUUAUUUUGUUUAAUAUCCUUCGUCCAUGUCGGUUUUAUGUCUGUUCUAUCUAUAGCCCACUCCACUCUCCUUCAUCUCCCCUCAACCCCUCUAUAUCUUAACACAAUCUCUAUAUGUUUAACGUCUCUGUUGGGCUCACUCUAUUAUUGUAUCAUAUUACUCCCCUUUCCUUUAUCCUUGCCUCUUCUCCAUCCAUUUGUCUUUCACCUCCAUAUUAGAUAUCCAUUUUCUCUCUUCAUUUUUCAAUUUGUGCCAGUUCUAUUUCAUUAUUCACUAUCUAUGGCAUCCAUGUCCCCCCCACCUCCACAAUCUGCAGUUGGUAACAUUUUCCUGAUUUACAUCCUUUUCUUUCUUACAAAAAACAUCUCCUACGUCCAAAUGGGUCCUCUCUGUCAUAUCUCCUCGACAUAAGUAGAGCUGUUUCUUGACCCACAAUGUUAUAUCGGCAUACCGCCUCUCUCCUCCAAAACUGGAUGCUUCUUCCUAGUAUUCAUCCCCCUCUCUGCAGUUUCUGCA
Pelobates fuscus (common spadefoot toad) is the source of this 2202-nucleotide messenger RNA. RefSeq names its product ciliary microtubule associated protein 2 (gene CIMAP2). The coding region runs from base 38 to 1249 and encodes 403 amino acids. The record is from RefSeq and is a predicted model, not a curated record. The transcript is spliced from 10 exons. NCBI's taxonomy places the organism in Eukaryota, Metazoa, Chordata, Amphibia, Anura, Pelobatidae.